CGCCAACUCCCGCCAAUCCUCGGUCGUCCCUUUUAUUUCUGUCCUUUUUGGUAUAUUAAGCAAGCGCAACUUCGUCACAAUGGCCAAGGACAAGUCCGAGAAGAAGGACAAGCGUGAGAAGAAGGAAAAGCGCUCGGAGAAGGACGGCGUCCACAAGAGCAAGAAGGACAAGAAGGAAAAGAAGGACAAGACUGUUCUCGCUGAGGCAGUAGAGCAGGAGCUUACUAGCAAGGUUCUGGAUGGAAUCGACAAGGCUGUUGCUGCCGAGACUGCCGUCAAUGGAACUGCUGAGGCUGAGAUGGAUGUCGACAGCCGCCCCGUCGGUGCACUGGUGCCAUUUGCCAACCCUCUGGUUGAGGACAAGCAGGCUAAGAAGGUUCUCAAGAGUGUGAAGAAGGCUGCCGUAAACAAGUGCCUGAAACGCGGUGUCAAGGAAGUCGUCAAAGCUCUUCGCAAAUCGCCCAUCCCCGCCGCCAAUGCUACCAUCUCCAUUCCCACCGGAGUUGUCAUCCUUGCCGCGGACAUUUCGCCCAUGGACGUCAUCUCACAUAUCCCCGUUCUCUGCGAAGACCACGGUAUCCCAUAUGUUUUUGUCACAUCGCGAGCCGAGCUGGGUAACUCGGCUGCUACUAAGCGCCCGACCAGUGUCGUCUUGGUUGUGCCCAAAUCAGCCUCCAAGGGCAAGAAGAGCGGCGAGUCGGAAGCCGACGGAGAGGAUUUCAGCGAAGUCUAUGAAGAGUUGGCCAAGCUCGCCCAGAAAGAGUCCAAGAAGGUGAACCUGUAAAGGUCUCUUCUUUCUUUCCGUUGCUCUCUUCUGUUUCUGUGGGUUUUAUUUUAAUGUCGGGGCUGUUGCCCUCUUUCGCUGCUGUCUCCUCAAUUGCUCUGGCUGUACAGUUCCACGUUUUUGUCUGACAAGGCAGUGCAUGUCUUUGGGGUCUGGCCUUUGGGACGUGUUCAUUUGGGUUGAUCUUUCAUGAUAUGUCCGUUGCAAAUCUGGCGUUCGUAACUUGGUGUAUGAAAAGGCAGGAAGUCUUUCUAAAAAUGAAGCUCAACACGAAGUUGAUAUUGUUCGAUCU
Molecule: messenger RNA, 1076 nt
Organism: Aspergillus novofumigatus IBT 16806
Lineage: Eukaryota; Fungi; Ascomycota; Eurotiomycetes; Eurotiales; Aspergillaceae
Product: L30e-like protein
Exons: 2
Coding region: 80-784 (234 amino acids)
Biological process (GO): ribosome biogenesis; rRNA pseudouridine synthesis; snRNA pseudouridine synthesis
Cellular component (GO): box H/ACA snoRNP complex
Molecular function (GO): box H/ACA snoRNA binding
Source: RefSeq, a predicted model, not a curated record